Molecule: messenger RNA, 1107 nt
Organism: Telopea speciosissima
Lineage: Eukaryota; Viridiplantae; Streptophyta; Magnoliopsida; Proteales; Proteaceae
Product: zinc finger BED domain-containing protein DAYSLEEPER-like
Exons: 2
Coding region: 1-1107 (368 amino acids)
Molecular function (GO): DNA binding
Source: RefSeq, a predicted model, not a curated record
AUGGAUCUCUUGGCGCUAGUAUCCUCGAUGCCUACGCCUGCCUCAAAUCUCGAUGAUCCCGUUGAAGCUAGCCCUGCUAUUGAAGCUCUCUCUGCCAUGGCUCAGACGAGAUCCCUGCAGCUGCUCUCUAUCAUGCGCCUUGAGCCUGAAAGAUACACUUUUCCCUUCCCUUCAUCCGAUGUGCCGAUCAGUACCCCAUCUGGUCAACAAGUUUUUCCUGCAGGUGCUAUAGUCGAGGUCCAGACGAUGUCCAUUGCCAAUUGCCAUUCUCAUGCUUCGUCUCCGUCUUCUACGAUCUCAAUGGAGGAAAACUCAAAUCCAAGGCAGCCAAACUCAACUUCAAAUCAUCCAAAUUCAAAUCCAGUUGAAUCAAGCUCUAAGGAUCCUGUGACAAGCUCUACAAAGGCACAACCAAACUCUAAUGCUUCUAAGGUAUCUUCUAAUCCCCUCACUAUAGGGUCAUCUAGUGUUUGGAAUCACUUCACUAAAGUUAUACCUCCCAAUGGUUCAAAAGCUACUAAGUGUACAUGCAAGUAUUGCCACAAGGAAUUUGGUUGUGCAAGUGAACAUGGUACUAGUUCACUAAAACGACAUUUGGAUAGAUGUCUUCUGUGUCCAAGUAGUGAAAAAAAUAAGAAGCAAAAACUUUUGGAUUUUAAAGUUGACACGAGUGAUGGUAAGAGUACAAUCACUAGUAUCUUAGCUUGGAAAUUUGAUUAUGAAUUGUGUAGAAAGGCGCUUGCUCGCAUGAUUAUUAUGGAUGAAUUGCCAUUUAUAUUUGUAGAGCGGGACGGGUUUAGAGAUUUUUGUAAGGCUUUACAGCCUAGGUUUAAUACUUUGACCCGUAAUAUUGUGGCACAAGAUUGCUUGCAAUUGUAUCUGGGGGAGAAAAAGAAGUUGCAAGAUUUGUUUAAGAGAACUGCUCAACGGGUGUCCCUCAUCACAGAUAUGUGGGCUUCUAUCCAAAAUCUUGGUUAUUUGUGCCUCACAGCACAUUACAUUGACCGAAAUUGGAAAUUGCAAAAGAAAAUCAUUAACUUUUGCGUAGUCCCAUCACCACCUACUGGUGAAGCAAUUAGUAAUGCCCUUGAGCUGUGUUUGAUUUGA